Molecule: messenger RNA, 1740 nt
Organism: Sipha flava (yellow sugarcane aphid)
Lineage: Eukaryota; Metazoa; Arthropoda; Insecta; Hemiptera; Aphididae
Product: dihydrolipoyllysine-residue acetyltransferase component of pyruvate dehydrogenase complex, mitochondrial-like
Exons: 8
Coding region: 144-1616 (490 amino acids)
Biological process (GO): pyruvate decarboxylation to acetyl-CoA
Cellular component (GO): pyruvate dehydrogenase complex
Molecular function (GO): dihydrolipoyllysine-residue acetyltransferase activity
Source: RefSeq, a predicted model, not a curated record
CGGUUGUUAGGUACAACAUUGCAAACUAGGUAAGUCUGGGCAGGUCGUCCUUCGAGGUUAUUUGAAGUUCAUUUUUGGGCGCUAAUUUGACUGUCACUUUUUUAACGUUCAAAUUCAUUAACGUUAGUCACUUAUUACAUGAUAUGUCAUCUGGAUCAAAUUCCAUCAUGAACAACGUGCGUCUACUAAGAAACUUGAACAGAAACGCAGUGAGAACAGUAACUACGAGAUGUCCAAUCAAAGUUGUACAAUUAUAUAGGUGUCAAAAUUCCAUACAUUGGCGCUCGGGUAAACGUCCGUAUAUAAAAAAUGUUGGCUAUCGUUUUUAUGCCACAGAUUUCCCUAGUCAUGUUAAAGUUUCAUUGCCAGCUCUGUCUCCAACAAUGGAAAGUGGCACUUUAAUAAGCUGGGCAAAAAAAGAAGGAGAAAAAUUGAAUGAAGGAGAUAAACUAGCUGAAAUUGAAACAGAUAAAGCUAUAAUGGAUUUUGAAACUCCUGAGGAAGGAUAUCUAGCUAAGAUUCUUGUAAAUGCUGGUCAAAAAGAUGUUACUGUUGGAAAGCUUGUAUGUAUUAUAGUAGAAAACGAAUCAGAUGUUGCUGCUUUUAAAGAUUAUGUUGAUGAUACACCAGCAAGUGCACCAGCUCCAGCACCACCAUCACCAAAGCCAGUUGCUACUGCAACUGCUCCGCCUCCUCCUAAACCUGCAGCCACAACAGCUGCAACAAUACCCAAAUCAGUACCAAUCAAAAUAGGUUCUCGUAUACUCGCUAGUCCUUUAGCCAAACGUUUGGCAGCCGAAAAAGGGUUGGAUUUAAGUUCAAUCACCCAAGGUUCUGGUUUAUUUGGUUCAAUUAAAUCAAUCGACUUAAAUAAAGCUGCAGCAAGUGGUCAGAAAACAGCUGUUAUUGUAGGAACUCGAGGUGAUGGAUUCACUGAUAAGCCAGUGACAAAUGUUAGAAAGAUCAUUGCUCAACGUCUGCUUGAAUCCAAACAAAAUAUACCUCAUUAUUAUCUCACUGUUGAUUUGAGUCUGGAUGAUAUUGUGUCAUUAAGAAAACGUAUGAAUGAGCUUUUGGAAAAAGAAGGAGUUAAAUUAUCCAUCAAUGAUUUCAUAAUUAAAGCUUCGGCUUUAGCUUGUAAAAAAGUUCCAGAAGCCAAUUCUUCCUGGAUGGAUAGUUUCAUUCGACAAUAUGAUGCGGUUGAUGUAAGUGUAGCUGUAAGUACUGAGACUGGACUUAUCACACCAAUUGUAUUUAAUGCUGAUACUAAAGGAUUAGUAGCAAUAAGCACUGAUGUUAAAGAACUUGCUGCUAAAGCUAGAGAAGGAAAAUUACAGCCUCAUGAAUAUCAAGGAGGUACAUUUAGUGUUUCGAAUUUGGGAAUGUUUGGUGUAAAAAGCGUAUCAUCUAUAAUAAAUCCACCUCAAUCAUGCAUACUCGGUAUUGGUUCUAUGAAUCAACGAUUAGUACCUGAUAAAACAAAUGGAACCCGUGCGCAAAAUACAUUACAAGUUACAUUGAGUUGUGAUCAUAGAGUUGUUGAUGGUGCUGUAGGAGCUCAAUGGUUACAAGCAUUUAGACGAUAUAUAGAAGAACCGCAUAAUAUGUUACUAUAAUACUGACUCUUUUCUCUUGGAGCAAUUCAGUCAUAAAAUGCUUUCCGUAAUAUUAUUUUGUUUUUUUUUUUUUUGUUAUUUAUUAUUAAUAGUUUAAUUGUUAAACUGAUCAGUAUACUUUAAA